AUGAAGGAUAGGUUUGAUAAAGUAAAUGCUACAAAGAUCUAUCACAUGAAUAAGGAAAUAAGUUCCUUGACACAAGGAAUCUCUAGUGUGUCUGUAUAUUUUUCUAGGUUGAAUGACCUCUGGGAUGAAUUUGAAUCAAUUAUUCCAUUUACUGGUUGUGAUUGUGAGAAGUCCAGACAGUUUGUAGUGUUUUUGCACCAACAGAAAUUUAUGAAGUUUUUAAUGGGGUUGAAUGAGACUUAUGCACCACAACGGAGUCAAAUCCUGAUGACGCAUCCUACACCAACACUGGACCAGGCAUAUUCCAUGAUUGUUCAAGAGGAAAGUCAAAGGAUAAAUGUUGGUUCUACUACACAGAAUGGAAUAGUAGGAGGUGCACCUUUAGGAAUGGAGAGCAGUGCACUAGUAACAACAAAUGCUUCCAACAUCAGACCUAGAAGGAACAAUAUAUUGGUAUGUGAUUACUGCAAGAUGAAGGGACAUACAAGAGAUAAUUACUACAAACUCAAUGGAUAUCCACCAGGCUUUAAGUUUAACAACAGUAAGAGGAGAGGAAUGCAUGACAACAAUGGACCUAUGGCUCAUAAUGUGAAUGCAGGUGAUGAGGUUCAAAGUGCAGGAAAGGCAUAUGCUAUGCAGAAUGUUCCAACUGUUCCAACUAUACAAGGAUUCACUCCAGAGCAAUAUCAGCAGAUCCUCAAACUGUUGAGCAAGGAACCUGAGCCAGCAGAAGUUGCCAACAUGGCAGUAUCAUCCUUGAAUCUCUUGUCAAGUAUCAUCCAAAUACCUGAACCUAUGGCAUCUUCAGUCCACCUACCAAAUGGUAGUAGCACCAAAAUUACUCAUACUGGUUCCUGCAACUUGCUUAACUCAGAAACCAUUCAUAAUGUUCUCUAUGUGCCUGAAUUCAAGUAUAACUUGGACCUCUUCAGUGGUAAGGUGAAGGGGAUUGGUAGACUCAAAGGUGGUCUCUACAUAUUUAAUCCUUCAGAACCUGCUACUGCUCUUUCCUCCUCCAAACGUAUGACAGUUUCAAAUCAACCAAGUUCAAGCUCUUUGUGGCAUCAAAGAUUGGGACAUGCCCCUAUUGCAGUCUUACAGACUAUACCUGAGAUAAACAAAUACUUAUCUAAGUCAUCUGUUUGUAAUUGUCCUGUUUGUCCUCUUGCUAGACAAGUUAGAUUACCAUUUCCUAUCAGCACUUCUAAAUCUACUUCUUCUUUUGAUCUAGUCCAUAUGGAUGUUUGGUUACCCUAUAGAUUCAACCCUAAAUCUACACCUGGAGUCUUCAUGAGAUAUGCACCAACACAAAAGGGAUAUAAAGUAUAUGAUAUUGCUGCUAACAAGUUCAUAUUUAGUAGGGAUGUUGUCUUUAAGGAAGAAAUAUUCCCCUUCAAACAUUCCAAACACAAGUUCCUAGUGACUCCUGAUCCUACUCCCAAUCACCUUGCUUCAGAUAUAUUUCCAUCCUCCAACAUAACACCAGUACCCUCUGCUACUAAUAAGACACUAGUUCCUAUCCCUGAUCCUUCAAAUGAUUUCACAGACUCACCUUACCCUUCUUCUGAUUCCCCUGCUGAUUUCCCUAUUGAUCCUACCCCAUCAUCUUCCUCUGCUCCUCAUUUGCCCACAGAGUUGGCAUCUACUCCUCCUGAUGCAUCCAACUCACAUCCAACUACCAUCCCAACUACUCAAAUUAGGAAAUCAGCUAGGAUCUCCAAAGCUCCCAUCUGGUUGACUGACUAUAUUCAUCAUCCCUUACCUUCUUCAUCUGCUUCUGCUUCAUCACUUUACCCUAUACAUAAAUUCAUUUCCUAUUCUCACCUCUCAUCUCCCUUUCAGUCCUUCCUAGCCUCUUUCUCUUCUGAUCUUGAACCAACAUCUUUCUCCCAGGCUGUCAAAGAUGACAGGUGGAUCAAGGCUAUAAAACUUGAAAUUGAGGCAUUAGAACAAAACAACACUUGGGAGGUUGUGACUCUGCCUCCUGGCAAAGUUCCUAUAGGGUGUAAAUGA
Molecule: messenger RNA, 2013 nt
Organism: Nicotiana attenuata
Lineage: Eukaryota; Viridiplantae; Streptophyta; Magnoliopsida; Solanales; Solanaceae
Exons: 4
Coding region: 1-2013 (670 amino acids)
Source: RefSeq, a predicted model, not a curated record